Molecule: messenger RNA, 345 nt
Organism: Spirometra erinaceieuropaei
Lineage: Eukaryota; Metazoa; Platyhelminthes; Cestoda; Diphyllobothriidea; Diphyllobothriidae
Source: the annotation of a GenBank genome assembly
AUGGUGCGUCAGCUGCACGACGGUAUGAUGGCGCGAGUCACGGACAACGGAGCUGUCUCCGAGGCAUUCGCAGUGACCAACCGGCUGAAGUGGGGAUGCGUGCUGGCACCAACCCUCUUCAGUCUUAUGCUCUAUGCCAUGCUGAUGGACGCCCACCGUGAUGAGCACCCCGGGAUCCGCAUCGCCUACAGGACGGACGGUCACCUCCUGAAUCAACGGCGCAUGCACUUCCAAUCGCGCGUAUCCACAACCACCGUUCACGAACUUCUCUUCGCCGACGACUGCGCCGUGAACACCACCUCGGAAGAGGACAUGCAAAGGAGCAUGGACUUCUCCGCCGCCUGA